Cajanus cajan (pigeon pea) is the source of this 1315-nucleotide messenger RNA. RefSeq lists its product as uncharacterized. NCBI's taxonomy places the organism in Eukaryota, Viridiplantae, Streptophyta, Magnoliopsida, Fabales, Fabaceae. Gene Ontology annotation, molecular function: protein binding. The record is from RefSeq and is a predicted model, not a curated record.
AAAAAAAAAAAAAGAACCCACAGAAAGCGUGGUAAAGCGACUCCCUUGUACGGCAAUAAAGAAGUUCCAAACCCAAUCAUUCCGAUUUCCAUAUUCAUAAUCUCAUUUGAUUGUGGAUUUUAUUCAGACAAAACCCUAAAAAAAAAAAACCAAAAAAAAAACAAAAAAAAUUGAAGCGAAACAAUGCAGUCGUUGAGCGCCAAGACUUGCGUGGGUUCGAGGUUAGCGGUUUUAACGAACCCCGAGGCGAGGACUACGAGGACGCAACGCGUGAGUUGUCCGAACCGCAGGAAUUGGAGCAGCGCCAUUGUUUCGUGCGGUUCGGAGAGGAACGGGACCGAUGGAACCGGCUCGCCCGGAGGUUCCAACGGUUCGUUUUUGUCUCCGAGCCAUAAUUACGCGAUCCUCAAGCACCGGAUGGAGGUGGCGGCGAAAUCCGAGUAUUACGAAGAAGCGGCGAGGAUUCGCGACUCGCUCAAGUGCAUCGAAGAGGAGGUGCCUGUUCUGCGUCUAAGGAGAUUGUUGAAGGAAGCCGUUGCUGAUGAGAGGUUUCAGGACGCAGCUAGAUAUCGUGAUGAGCUAAAAGCAAUUGCCCCACAUUCUCUCUUAAAAUGCUCAAGUGAUGCUACAACAUUGGGAAUCCGGGUCCAAGUUAGGAGUGCAUACAUAGAGGGCAGAAGUGAACAUUCAGAGGAGCUAUAUUUCUUUGAAUAUAAAAUCAAAAUUACCAAUAACACGAACCGCCCUGUUCAACUUCUCAGAAGACAUUGGAUUAUAACUGAUGCUAAUGGGAAAACUGAAAAUUUCUGGGGAAUUGGUGUUGUUGGUGAACAGCCAGCUAUAUUUCCUUGGUCUACUUUUGAAUUCUCUUCCACAUGUCCAUUAAACACACAAAAUGGUAGAAUGGAAGGUGACUUUGAGAUGAUUCAUGUUGAUCGAGUAGGUCCUAGGGCAUUUAAUGUGGCAAUUGCCCCUUUCUCUCUCUCUCUACUUGGAGAUGAUGAAGGUGAAAUUAUUUGAGAGAGAAUUACAGCAUCACCUUCUCGGAUUGUGCCAAAUAAACAUUCAGAGCAUGUAAUCGGAAGAAGUUCUCAGCCAUAUUAAGAAAUUAAAGUUGGCUAUUGGCAUCAUCUUCUUGUUGCGAAUGAGUCAUUGUAAAUGUUUUGCUUUGAAGAUUACUUCAAUUUUUUUGUUUUAUUUUCUUGUCGUGAGGCCAGAACCUUACAGAUGUAUGUAUUUUUAAGGUUGAAUGGUGUGUACAGAAUUCCAGAAAGAAAUCAAUUUUCAUAUGUAUAUUAUUGACAGUUCAUGUUGU